Sinocyclocheilus grahami is the source of this 913-nucleotide messenger RNA. It is a transcript of the gene gstm.3, whose product is annotated as glutathione S-transferase mu tandem duplicate 3. Gene Ontology annotation, molecular function: glutathione transferase activity. NCBI's taxonomy places the organism in Eukaryota, Metazoa, Chordata, Actinopteri, Cypriniformes, Cyprinidae. Bases 59 to 718 code for a protein of 219 amino acids. Gene Ontology annotation, biological process: glutathione metabolic process. The record is from RefSeq and is a predicted model, not a curated record. The transcript has 8 exons.
GCCAUCCACUCUCCCUCUGUUCUGCUCCUGCACAGAGGCGCUCCUUGCAAGCGGCAAGAUGGCAAUGAAAUUGGCAUACUGGGAUAUACGCGGGCUUGCUCAACCAAUCCGUCUGCUGUUGGAAUACACUGGUACCAAGUAUGAGGAGAAGUUCUAUUCUUGUGGUGACGCUCCCAACUAUGACAAAAGCUGUUGGUUUAAUGAGAAAGAGAAACUUGGGAUGGACUUUCCUAAUUUGCCCUACCUAGAGGAUGGAGACACGAAAGUGGUCCAAAGCAAUGCCAUAUUGAGAUACAUCGCCCGCAAACAUAACCUCUGUGGGGAAACUGAAGAAGAGCAGAUGAGAGUUGACAUCUUGGAAAACCAGGCGAUGGAUUUCCGCAGUGGUUUUGCCCAGCUCUGCUAUGGAGACUUUGACAAAAACAAACCAUGUUACAGUGAGAAAUUGCCAGGAACUCUAAAGCAGUUCUCUGACUUCCUUGGGGACAGGAAGUGGUUUGCUGGGGACAAGAUCACAUUUGUGGACUUCAUCAUGUAUGAGCUGUUGGAUUUGCAUCGCAUGUUUCACCCGGAGUGCCUGGAUGACUACAAAAACCUGAGAUCUUUCCUGGAUCACUUUGAGAGUCUUAAGAAGAUGGCAGAAUACAUGAAGUCGGGCAAGUUCAUGAAAACACCUGUGAACAACAAGAUGGCCAAAUGGGGAAACAAGAAGGAGUGAAAAUGACAAGAUUUUGUCUUGAUUUUUUUGUUACAUUUUAACCUUCCCAAUAAAAAAAGGAUUAGUUAAAGUUACAUCCUAAUGAUAUAGUGUAUUAGAUAUUUCCCUGUUCAGCUUUUCAAUGUUUGAAUUGUAAAAAAGCAUGAACUUCAGGACCUUAUUUUGACCUAAUAAAGCAGAGCAUUGUUGAGUGCA